CCCGAAGAAUCUACAUUUCUAUUGGUCUAUCAGUCUAAGCCCCGCCUCCUUCAAACUAGCAUUAAUACUAUUGAGGGCACACUGCCGGGGAGUAGAGCAAAACAACAACGAAGAUGAUCAACUGGAAGGCUUUAGACAACGUCCCCCUCCUCUUCUACAUCCUGGCCCUGAAGACGCUGCUGCUGUGCCUGGGCUUCGCCGGGGUCAAGAUUUACCAGAGCAGGAAGGCGGACGAGGCGCUGAAGAAGCAGCAGGCCGAGAAGAGGAGGCUGGCCCAGCAGGCGCAGGAGCUCAUCGACAACUUGAAGGAGGACUGAGAAGGGUCCAGAGAAGCUGAUCAAGCUUCUUGCAACGAGUCGGGAGAACCAGAAAGAGGAAAGAGGAAGACUGUGUUGCUCUUCUGGAGAUUUGCUGUUCCACAUCAGGAUGUUGAACCACACUAGUUUUACAACUUUAUUUAUAAAUCUGUUUUUUUUAUAAGAAGAAAGGGAAGGGAGACACCAUGAAGAUAGGACUGAUGCUUAACCAAGACACCCCAGUCUGCUGAUACUCGAGUUUUUACUCUGUCAAAUACUUUCUGCUUAUUUUUAUAAUCCCAUUAAACGGUUUGUUCCUCACGA
Molecule: messenger RNA, 620 nt
Organism: Fundulus heteroclitus (mummichog)
Lineage: Eukaryota; Metazoa; Chordata; Actinopteri; Cyprinodontiformes; Fundulidae
Product: small integral membrane protein 11A
Exons: 3
Coding region: 114-317 (67 amino acids)
Source: RefSeq, a predicted model, not a curated record